AUGUUUGGCCUCGAUAAUAGGCAAAAGCCAGUUGUGCAGCGAGGAUUGCGGAAAUACGGCACUGCCUUAAAGGCUCUCAACAAUGCUCUUGGCGACCCCAAGGGCUCUCGAUCCUUUGACGUAUUGGAAGCAGUCAUCGUAAUGGCCCUGUUCGAGUGGGCGAUCGAGAAGACGGAUGGAUCGGCCAUGCUCGCGGCUUUGAGCAGCUGCUGA
Messenger RNA from Colletotrichum chrysophilum, 213 nucleotides. RefSeq lists its product as uncharacterized. The transcript has 2 exons. The coding region runs from base 1 to 213 and encodes 70 amino acids. The record is from RefSeq and is a predicted model, not a curated record. NCBI's taxonomy places the organism in Eukaryota, Fungi, Ascomycota, Sordariomycetes, Glomerellales, Glomerellaceae.